AGAUGUUACUUUUAUAUUAAACAAAGUCAAACAAGAUUGGGAGACUAUAAAAUGAGGAUGGUUUCCUUUUCCAGGUAAGACCUGUGGGCAGCUGCCCACCCUCAGAUGGCCGCUGCCUCAGUCAGGUCCUCUCCACAGGUUCGGCCUUGCUGGGCAGCAGGGCCUGCUCCAAGCUGGGGCAAUAAGGUACCUUUUGUCCCACGCCCCGGCCUGAGGCAGCCAACUGUGUGUCGGGCUUUCUUGAGAGGUCAGAGUCCCAAGUGCGAGAGCCGAGGAUUCCCGAAGCCGCCCCAGGACCCAGCUGAGCUCGGGGGAGGAAGAGCUGGUGAGGGCGGGAGCCAGAGGAGGCCAGGGCGCCAGGCAGCCCGCUGUGGCCCCAUGCCUGGCCCUGGGCAGGACGCUGUGCUGGGCCAACUGCAGGAUGUGGCGCUGGCCAGCCUGGACUGGGGCUUCCUAGAAGCCCGCCCCGGGGUGCCCCGGUCUGAACACCAGCGCCAGGCCCUGCGAAGCCUGUCCUGUGUCCUGUGUCCUGUGGGCCUCUUCGUUCACUGGACGCAGUGCGAUGUGCACUGGACAGGAAGCUCUGUGCAGCAGGAGCGGUGUGGGCCCCAGGAGGGGACAGGGUGCCGGAGGGCGAGGCCCGGCCUGGCCCAGACGGUCCUCGAGGUGACAGCGGACAAGCACUGUGUGUGGCAGCUGCUCAGCACGCUUGCUGUGCCCCACUGCUAGCAUCCCUGCCUCAGCUCCAUCUCAGAUCGUCAGGGGCUGUAACCCAGUUCCCAGGAAUGCGCAGUUCACAAAGCAGACAUAGAACCGCCACCUCCUAAUGGGAGCAGCAGCACUGCAGAGGGGACUUUGCUUGCUCAACCACUGCUCACCUGCUGCUGUGUGGCCCAGUUCCUGAAACUUUUCUACAAAUGUCUCUUCCCAUGAUUGGAAGCCGCUCUCGCUUCUGCUGAAGAAAGCAAUGU
Molecule: messenger RNA, 971 nt
Organism: Fukomys damarensis (Damara mole-rat)
Lineage: Eukaryota; Metazoa; Chordata; Mammalia; Rodentia; Bathyergidae
Exons: 2
Coding region: 106-729 (207 amino acids)
Source: RefSeq, a predicted model, not a curated record